Messenger RNA from Salpingoeca rosetta, 2410 nucleotides. RefSeq lists its product as uncharacterized. Gene Ontology annotation, molecular function: protein binding. The record is from RefSeq and is a predicted model, not a curated record. The transcript is spliced from 10 exons. The coding region runs from base 225 to 2279 and encodes 684 amino acids. Lineage: Eukaryota; Choanoflagellata; Craspedida; Salpingoecidae.
GGAGAACCCCACACCUUUUUUCAGUGUCUGUACCAUACGUUGCAAAUUGCAACUCACUGCACCGUGCAAUUGGCACAUCCACCCCACCAAGCGACAGUGCGGACGAACGUGCUGCUUGCUGGCUUGCUUGCUUGUGUCCUUUGUGUCACGUCAGGGAUCACAGCAGGGGUCGAGGCAGCAGGGAUCACAGCGGCAGCAGUGGCAGGAGCGGCAGGAGGGGGAAGAUGGAAGACGCCCCCAACGUGGGUGGUGCGGCUGUUGCAGGGAAGGAAGAUGAUGAUAGGGCCUCCACAGGCGCUGUGGUAAGACCCAAGAUCAAUGACACUGGCACUGCUGCACAGGGCGGAGAAACACCCGCAGUGGCGCAGGUGCAUGACACGGCAGCGAAAGUCCUGACAAGGCUCAAGCAGACCUUACGGCCACGCGUGGACAACGCAAGCACCUUUGAUGCUCGAAGUGGAGCUGAUCUUGCCAUCCAGGCCGCAUCCGCAACAGCCACUGCAACCACUUCAACCACUGCAACCACUGCAACCCUUGCAACCCCUGCAGCCACUGCAGCCACUGCAACCACCGAUGCACAAGACCAGGUGCCGGUGACACUGGAGCUUGGCUCUUACGCCCCCGUGCUGGACUGGUUUCGGGAGGAGCCCGUAAACAGCGAACGGCUCGAGGUUGCACGCCUCGUUCCCGGCACGGUCGUGCGGAUCUUGGUCGUGGACACUGCAGACGACGCAGGCGCCCGAUGCUCUGCAACAGCACGCCUCACAGCAUCCGGACUGUCACACAACUUCAAGGAUGCCGCUGAGGUUGUGGUCCCGUUGGCGCUGCAGUCGCGGCACAAGCUGCGGGUUGGCGACGUGGCGCGCGCAGUCAUUGUCGAUGCGGGGCGGGUUGCAGCUCGCCUUCGCCCCAAAUGGGGUGUGCACACCGCCGUCGCCAGUGUAUUGCACCACCAUGCUCCAUAUGGAUACAUGCUUCCACUGGGCAUCAUUUCGGGGAAGGGCGCGUCCUACCUCUCGUCAUUGCAGUUAUCCAGCGCAUAUCUCAACCCUGAAACGAACGAGGAGUACAUUGCCCAAUUCGGCAACACGGAUGGUGGCAGCCUCCUUUCCAUCAUCCACAGCUUUAAGCCAUCAGAGAGCGACACGUUUCUAGCGCUGCGGAAACAGCAAGACAAAGACCUCUCGAUGCAAUCAGUUGCGCGUGGUGUUCAGUAUCAGAAGGAGGGCAAGUUUGCCGAUGCGAGACGCUGCUACAACCGCGCCAUGGCUCUUGACCCCAAGAACGUCGAGGCAAUGGUCGCGCUCGGCACCCUCUUCACAAAGCAGAACAAGUUUGAGGGUGCUGUGAAGAUGCUUCGAGACGCCCUCUCCCUCAAUCCAGACCACAGCAACGCCACGUUGUACUUGGAGAUCACGCUCAUGCGACAGGCAAGCGACCUCCAGCACAAAGACAAGUUGGUUGAAGCGGCGGAGGUGCUGACGCGAGCGGCGCAGCUGAUGGGACCGCGACGCAGCGAAGCACUCAACCUCAUUCGCUCCAUUCACCGGACGCUUGAGCGACGGGCGGCAGCGACAGAGAGGGCAACAACAGCAGCGCGCGCAACGUUCGGAUCCAUGAAGACAUCGUCCUCGCAGGCGGCAAUCAGGCAGCGCCACGCGUCGUCCUCAUCGUCGCUGUCGUCAACGCUGCACACACGAACGGGCGGCAGCACUGUGUCUGCUCUCAAGUCUCUGCUGAAGGAGAGCACAAGCAGCAGCAGUGGCAGCGGCAGCAGCAGCAGUGACGAUGACAGCAGCAGCGAGAGCGACGACCGAAGACGAAGACGGAGGCGACACAAACACAGACACAAACACCGGCACAACGACAACAGUGGUGACGAUGACGACAACGGCAACCCUGGUGAUGGCGAUGGUGAUGGUGAUGAACGGAGGAGGGAGAAGAGAAGAAAGGCGCGUCAGAAGGAGAGUCGGAAGCGACACAAGAGAGAAAAGAAGAAGAAGAAGAAGAAGAAGAAGAGCAAGCGCCGACACCACAAGAGUAGCAGUGACGGGGGUGACAGCGACGACAGUGCUGGUGGUGGUGAUGGUGACUCAGCGCACGAACUCAGACGCAAGCGAAGCAAGCGAAGCGGUGAUGAUGAUGAUGGUGGUGGUGGUGGUGAUGAUGAUGAUGAAGGCGGAACCAGAGCAGAAAAGGACAAGCGAUCACACCGUCACAAGAAGAAGAAGAAGAAGCACAAGCACAGGCGCAGCCACAGUCGCCAGCCAGAAGAGUAGCCAGCCCUCUUUGUGUGUGUGCGUGUGUGUGUGCGCGUGUGUGUGUGUGUGUUUACAAUAUCAAGCAAGCAUUGUGUAUCUUGUGGGAAGUUGUUUCGGGUCACAUAGGUAUGAAUAUAUUGACAAGCGAG